Molecule: messenger RNA, 1618 nt
Organism: Myotis brandtii (Brandt's bat)
Lineage: Eukaryota; Metazoa; Chordata; Mammalia; Chiroptera; Vespertilionidae
Product: alcohol dehydrogenase class-3
Exons: 9
Coding region: 151-1338 (395 amino acids)
Biological process (GO): formaldehyde catabolic process
Cellular component (GO): cytosol
Molecular function (GO): S-(hydroxymethyl)glutathione dehydrogenase [NAD(P)+] activity; zinc ion binding
Source: RefSeq, a predicted model, not a curated record
CGGAGCCGAACGGGGCCUCGGAGGAGCGGUUCGCUGGAAGGAAGCUGUGUUCCGCCUCCUUCCUGGGGAGGGCUCUGCGCUCUGGGCAGCUGGAGCGGAGCCGGAGACCGGGGGCGGGGGGCCAGGGUGGUCGGUGCGUGUUCCGGCGAAAUGGCCCGAGGCCGCGCUUGGCCUGUGCAGAGAGCACGGCAGGCCCUUCUGUUCAAGGUGAUUUCGUUCAUAAAGGUGAUCAAGUGCAAGGCAGCGGUUGCCUGGGAGGCCGGAAAGCCUCUCUCCAUCGAGGAGGUAGAGGUGGCACCCCCAAAGGCUCAUGAAGUUCGAAUUAAGAUUAUUGCCACUGCAGUGUGCCACACGGAUGCCUAUACCCUGAGUGGGGCUGAUCCUGAAGGGAGUUUUCCAGUGAUCUUGGGACACGAAGGUGCUGGAAUUGUGGAAAGUGUUGGCGCAGGAGUUACUAAGCUAAAAGCAGGUGAUACUGUCAUCCCGCUUUACAUCCCUCAAUGUGGAGAAUGCAAAUUUUGUCUAAAUCCUAAAACAAACCUUUGCCAGAAAAUAAGAGUCACUCAAGGAAAAGGAUUAAUGCCAGAUGGCACUAGCAGAUUUACUUGCAAAGGAAAGAAAAUUUUACAUUACAUGGGAACCAGUACGUUCUCUGAAUACACAGUUGUGGCUGACAUCUCUGUUGCUAAAAUUGAUCCUUUAGCACCUUUGGAUAAAGUCUGCCUCCUGGGUUGUGGCAUUUCCACUGGCUAUGGUGCUGCUGUGAACACUGCCAAGGUGGAGCCUGGCUCUACUUGUGCCAUCUUUGGCCUAGGAGGAGUUGGAUUGGCGGUUAUCAUGGGCUGUAAGGUGGCUGGUGCAUCCCGGAUCAUUGGUGUGGAUAUCAAUAAAGAUAAAUUUGCAAGGGCCAAGGAGUUUGGAGCCUGUGAAUGUAUCAGCCCCCAGGACUUUAGUAAACCCAUCCAGGAAGUGCUCGUUGAGAUGACCGAUGGGGGAGUAGACUACUCCUUUGAGUGUAUUGGUAAUGUGAAAGUCAUGAGAGCCGCGCUGGAGGCCUGCCACAAAGGCUGGGGCGUCAGCGUGGUGGUAGGAGUCGCUGGUGCCGGUGAAGAGAUCGCCACUCGGCCCUUCCAGCUCGUCACAGGACGCACAUGGAAAGGCACCGCCUUCGGAGGAUGGAAGAGUGUAGAAAGUGUCCCAAAGUUGGUGUCUGAAUAUAUGUCCAAAAAGAUAAAAGUUGAUGAAUUUGUGACCCACAAUCUGUCUUUUGAUGAAAUUAACAAAGCCUUUGAACUGUUGCAUGUAGGGAAGAGCAUCCGGACUGUUGUGAAGUUUUAAAUUAAAAAAAAAAAAAGAAAAUAUGUCCAUCCUUAUAACUGAAUCAUGUGAGCUGAUUGGAGCAGCCCGACAAGCUGGGAGAAGCUCUUACAAGUUCAUAGCCUCUUAGAUGUUCGGUAACCUACUCUAGGGAAUAAUGUUUUCUGUAUAAUUAAUAUCUCUAAUCAAGGGGAAGGCUAAUACAGUCAUAAAUCUGUUUUCUGGACUCUCCUUAUGAAUAAUUGUUAGCUCAUUAAGGAAUUUUUUAACAAAAUAAAAGUAAUUUCUGCAUAAAUGUUUA